Messenger RNA from Colletes gigas, 696 nucleotides. RefSeq lists its product as uncharacterized. The transcript has a single exon. Bases 1 to 696 code for a protein of 231 amino acids. The record is from RefSeq and is a predicted model, not a curated record. Lineage: Eukaryota; Metazoa; Arthropoda; Insecta; Hymenoptera; Colletidae.
AUGGAGGACACCGCAAAGCUCACCGACCCCGCGGAGGAUCGUCGUCGAGACAAUUCCAGCCAGAAGGGCGAAUCGAAACGCAGAAACGGCUCAGCCGGCGGCGUGGAGUCGUCGAGACGACGCCAGGAGUUCGGGGACGACGAGUGCAGCACGGACAGCGGAUGCAGCAGCGCCGGAAGCGCCGAAAAGCUGUCGCGUCGCGGAAGCGGCGAACGCCUCUGCCGCGCCACAAGGUUCUCCAGGACGCAUUGCUACCUGGACAGACUCUGGGGACGACCGGCUCACUCCCAGGAACGAGUGUCCAGCGUUCAGAGGAGCUCUGAACGCGUUCGAGCCAAGUCGUCCUCCUCUUGGAGCCCCGGGGACGUCAGAGGCAACCUGAGGACCAACGAGUCGCACUCAUACUGCCCCAGCCCAUCGGACGCUCAAAGCAGCAGCGACAGCGAAUCCCUCAAGAAGUCCUUCACCGCCGACACCCUACGCAGAGCGUUCCGAACGUUCAAGAUAACCUCCAAGUGGGAGGGUAAGGAGAACAAGCGCGCGAAGAAGAGCCCCAAGAAAAUCUUACGCAGCCCAGUCUCCUACACGUACGUUCGCGGACUUUCCGGCCUGGCAACCCAGAGGGUUCCAAGGAACGUAGGUCAACAAUUGGCGGUCCCUUAUUCCAGCCAAGACUACGUCGGCCUCUAUCGAUAG